UUGAAUUGUAGACAUAUCAACAUUCCCACCGAGUAAUUCGUAUAAACUAUGGGAUUAUUUGGAUUAUGUGGCAGUUUUCCACAUGUGUAUUCCCUCCAUGAUGCAAACAUGUGAGAGCUACUCGCCUAGGAAUAGGUCCGACAGGGCCGAUCGUCGGCGCUUGGGGGCACCUGCCAAGGAAGUUCUGCCCCGUAAUGUCUUGCCUGUGUUGUUACCACUUCUAGAAAUGUCAUCAAGGAUGUGUUUUUAUUCACACGUGUGUCAUACAGAAAUAAAAAAUUAAUGGGUAACAAGUGGAAAAUGUUACUUGGGCGUCCAGUAUGAUGCGAAACAGACUGCAACCCCCGCCCAAAGCCCCUCCCCCAGCUCUGGAUAAAGAUUUGCGACAUUCACAUUGGAGUAAACAAAUACACGAAACUAUAGCCUCGGCGCAACACGAAGAAAGUUUAACGACCGUAACUCUGAAAGGAGGGGCGGAUAGUGGGCUGUUUUGCUAUUUGGGCGACAUUAAUCACGAAAAGAUAGCCUAUCAUGGGGAGAAACUGCACAAAGAUGAUAUCGUGGUGGAGGUACAGGGCCAGAAGGUGUCGGGAUACACACUACGUGACGCAAGCCUCUGGCUGAAGCAGGUCAGUCAAAAUGGAGCCCCUGUGAUGAUCAAGACUGUCCGCUCAGGACUGUUACCGAAGGAUCUUCGAGUGUUUCUGAACGCGCGGUUCCAGAAGGGAUCAAUAGACCAUGACCUUCAGCAGACGAUCCGAGACAACCUGUACAUGCGCACCGUGCCCUGUACCACCAGAAAACCACGGCCAGGGGAGGCAAAUGGAGUUGAUUACACCUUCUUGUCCAUGGAAGAGUUCCUUGCCCUUGAGAAGAGUGGUGACCUCCUGGAGAGUGGAAUAUAUGAUGGUAAUCAUUAUGGCACACCCAAACCACCGCGGGAACCCCAAGGGCCAGUCCGGCGCACUAACUCGAUCGCACAGCUUCCCAGCUACCACCCGUUCACUGAGGGCCGCCGGAAGCGCACCCGCAGUACCAACGAGUCUGGCACCUCCCCGGAACCAUUCAGCGAGGACCAGCUGCCGCCCCCAAUGAGCAGGAAGAAAUCCCUGGAGCGCGCUCAUAGCUUGUCCAACUUGGGGCCGUUACCUUCCAACUGGGAGAUGGCCUUCACGGAUGAUGGGCAACCGUAUUUUAUAGACCACAACAAUGAAACAACUCACUGGUUGGACCCGCGACUUGCUCACCUGCGGAAACAGACCCCCGCUGAUUGUCAAGAUAACGAACUGCCAUUUGGCUGGGAGAAAGUGGAGGACCCACAUUAUGGAACAUACUAUAUUGAUCACGUCAACAGACGGACACAGUAUGAAAAUCCUGUGGCUCUAGCCAAGAAAGAAGACACCAAUGGGACAAGUACACUUCCGCGGUUCAAGAAAGCAGUGGAAUCUAACAAGCGUUCACAGAGCGAUUCAGAUAUGAACGGGCAGACAGUCGUUCCAGGCUCUCAGAAGCCGUUCUUCACGAAGAAUCCCGCGGAACUGUGUGGCAGCUUCAUCCGCACAUCGCUGAUAAAGAGCGUGCGAGGGUUUGGCUUCACCAUCAUCGGCGGGGACAACGUAGAUGAAGAGUUCCUGCAGAUUAAGAAUGUCGUUCCCAACGGCCCCGCCUACAAGGACGGCAAAUUACAGACAGGUGAUGUUCUAGUGUACAUCAACAACAAAUGUGUGCUUGGUUACACGCACCAGGAUGUCGUGGGGGUCUUCCAGAACAUUCCUCCUGGAGAGACGGUUGUCCUUGACGUCUGUCGCGGCUACACCCUACCGUUUGACCCCAAUGACCCCAACACGGAGAUCGUCACCACAGUGGCCGUGACCGUACCGCAGGACGCCAACACGUCAAACACACCCUCCCUGUCCAGCAUCCCCCCUGAAGCUCUCAACACUUCACAACGAAGUAUGAAGUCCCUGCCAGACUUGGCGCGGUCGGCUAGUGCGCAUCAGAACCUGAGUUUCGGUCAGAACAGUAUGCCGGGAGAUUUUGGUGGUUCGGAUAAUGCCCCCGAUGUGUUGAACAUGAUGAACAGCAAGGCGGAGAGUCUGGUGAUUAAUAUUGUGCGUGGCCCCAUGGGCUUUGGAUUUACGAUAGCCGACAGUCCGUACGGACAGAGGGUGAAGCAGAUACUGGACCGACCUCGGUGUAAGAACCUGAUGGAAGGAGAUGUGUUGGUGGAGAUUAACGGGACAGUGGUGCGGGACAUGUCUCAUGCAGAAAUUGUUAAUGUGUUAAAAGAGUGUCUGGUAGGGGAGGAAACUGUGAUUAAGGUUCAAAGGGGAGGUGUUCCAAUGCACAGGCCAAAAAAGCCAAUCAAACUUUCAAAGAGUUUUGAUGAGAAGUUGCGACCUGGGGUAGAGCCAGCAUUCACGAAUCAACCUGGUGCUUAUUUCUUCAAUGGAGAACAGCGGGAUUUGUCCGGUCAGAAUGAAACUGGAGAUUCCGAUGAUGUUGACGCUGAUGUGACCCCGAGGAGUAAAACUCCGACAGUGGACUCCAGGUCAAAGACGCCCACCAUUGGUGUCGAUCCACAGUCGAGAAACCUUACAGACAACCGGCCCAAAACGCCAACCCGAAGCUAUGGAAUUAGUAUUGAGAACAAAGGCAAACCGCCUCCGGUCGCCAGCAAGCCAUCGUUGGCGAGUGUUCAGAACAGGAUGCAGGAGCUGCACGUGAAUCGCGACUACAGCGCGUACGGUGACCACGUGCCGGAGUUCGAUGGCCGCGACCACGAUCAUUCCAGGACAGAGUUUUACAAUUCUGGAAACUACGAUCACACAAACUCACGCCCGCCCCCGGGGCCGCGGUUAGAACAGUACCGCGUCAGUGAUUCUUUGUUCCGUGGGGAAGUGCCACAGCAGCAGAGACAGGAUUACCGUGGGGGUCCUUAUGGGGGGCAUCCACGAUCCAACUAUUCUAUGCAAAAUUCUUUCAGUGAUAGGAGGGAAUUAGAACGGGAUAGAUUCGGUUACGACCGCAAUGACAUUGUGAAACCCGGACAAUUCCGGAGUCGGACUCCUGGACCAGAGAUGAUGGCUCGGGGCGGACCCGGGCCGGAUUACCGGGAAAUCAACCGACCAAAAACUCCCACUGCUCAAGAUAUGAGGAGUAAAACACCGAACCCGACCUCAUUUCAGAACUCUGGUGACCUCCGACCCAGCGGCGGGAGGUAUACCCCCAUCUGGGAAUACGGGAGGUCGUUCCGAGGGCCCCCCGCUGAAAUAAACCGUCCAUGGGCCGGGGAUCUGCGGUCACCACAGGUUGGGCGUCGAGUCGAACCCCACGAAAAUUCCAUUCACGAACGGAACGAGUUACCACGAGAACCCUUCUAUCCGAAUCAUAACUCCCCAGGGGGCGCUGGUCGUCCUCCAAGACAGAGCACGUCGUUUGAGACGGAGGACCCAAUGCCGAGUAAUAUCACGCGAGUGCCUCAGAGAUAUGCGUCACAGUCCUUGGCGACGUUUUCUAAAACGGGAGGACAUUCUCCGAAAAGUGCUGAGGGCUACCAGGACAGGUGGGAAGGCUAUCACUGCGUCGACAUGAUCGUGCACCUACAGAGGCAGGAGAGCGGAUUCGGGUUCAGGAUAGUUGGUGGCACGGAAGAAGGAACACAAGUGUCUGUUGGUCACAUCGUCCCAGAAGGUGCCGCGGACGUGGAUGGUCGACUGCGUACCGGUGACGAGAUAACGGCGGUCGACCAGGUGUCGGUGCUCAACACGUCACACCGCCGCGUCGUACAGCUGAUGGGUGCCGCGGCCAGGAACGGGCGAGUCACGCUGGCUAUUAGGAGGUGGAUCGGCCCAUGUUCAGAUCUGAACACAACAGCAGCGUUCCCGUAUGACGUGAAUGUGACGCGGCGGGAGACAGAAGGUUUUGGGUUUGUAAUAAUUUCCUCUGUGACGAAGUCGGGGACCACCGUAGGUGAGUUCAUUGGUCGUAUCCUGGAAAACAGUCCUGCUGAGCGGUGUGGGCGUCUGCACGUGGGAGAUCGGAUACUCGCGGUCAACGGCACAGACAUCACACACAUGCAUCACGAAGACAUCGUCAACCUCAUCAAGGAGUCGGGCUAUUCUGUUACCUUGACGAUUGGACCGCCACCAGGCAAAAAUUCAGAAGACUCUUCCAGCUCAACAAGUACAUCACAGAGGGGUUCCAUGAUCAAUGCAAUGGCCUACCCAGCAAUGAAUGAAUCAGACGAAAUAUGGAGGCCUGAGGUGCCCCCUCACCACCAGGGGUGGGACAGGUAUGGACCUCCUCCUGCUGGCCCAAAAGAUAUGAAUAAAUCAAAGAUGCAAAAUCAAUCUGACUUGGACACCUUGCAGGAACCAGAGGAGGGUGAGCUCUACACCGUCGACCUGCAGCGAGGCUCGCGAGGGUUCGGCUUCUCAAUACGCGGAGGUCGGGAGUUUAACAGCAUGCCACUGUUUGUUCUCAGAAUAGCAGAGGGGGGAGCCGCUGAUGUUGAUGGAAGACUCCGGGUGGGCGACCAGAUCCUGGAGAUCAACAACUACCAGACAGACAGCAUGACGCACACGGACGCCAUUGACAUCAUCCAGAAUGGAGGCAACGCCGUCCACCUGCUGGUCAAGAGGACCGGCAAACCACCACCGGCCUUCGAUGGUUCUCCCGCACAAAUGGGUCGCUAUCCCCACCAUCAAGGAGUUGCCAUAGCAAAUGGACCAAUCAGUCACAGUUCACCGCACAUGGGUAGGCGCCAGCUUGGACCUCGAGAAGAAUACUUUCAGAACUAGCCGGAACACACAGCAGCAGUUUUAGAAUUGACAGCCAGCAAUAAUGGAAAAAUAAACUGGAUGUUUCAGAAUUACUAGACAUUAUAAAGUACACUGGAAAUUUUAGAAUUUCUAGACAACCAGUGCCAUUAUGAAAAUAGACUGAGAUAUUCAGAAUAAGUACCGCCAACCAGUCAGGGUUGUCGAACUAGACUGGUAGUUUCAGAAUAACUACAGACAACCAGUCAGGUUGUCGAAAUAGACUGGCAGUUUCAGAAUAACUAAUGACAACCAACUAGUCGGGUUGUCGAAAUACACUUGUUGUGUCAGAAUAACUACUGGCAACCAGUCGGGUUGUCGAAAUAGACUGGUUGUGUCAGAAUAACUACUGUCAAUCAGUUGAGUAGUUAAAAUAGACUGGUUGUGUCAGAAUAACUACUGUCAAUGUCGGGUUGUCGAAAUAGACUGGUUGUGUCAGAAUAACUACUGUCAAUCAGUUGAGUAGUUGAAAUAGACUGGUUGUGUCAGAAUAACUACUGUCAAUCAGUUGAGUAGUUGAAAUAGACUGGUUGUGUCAGAAUAACUACUGGCAAUCGGUUGUGUUGUCGAACUGGAAAGGCAGAUUGAGAAGAAGUAGUAACAGCCAAUCACAUUGCCAGUGAGUUGAAAUAAACUCGAGAAUGCUUCCACUGGAACAGUGCCAAACUGUUCCAAAAUCAAAUUCCGAACCAGGAUUAGAUUGUGCUGACCGAGGAAGAAAGGAUAUUUCAGAAUGAAGUUUUGUUAUUUUAAUAUAUGUGUUGCAUCUGCUGAAGUAUGCAGCAUAAAUAACAUAAGAUGGCCAUGGCAACAGUGAUGUUUAUAUAGACAUGUUGCAUGCACUAAAGGAUGUCUAGAUUGACAAAACAUGAUGGCCACAUUAUAUAACAUGCUCCAGUGUGGAAAUAUUGUAAAAUAAGCCUGUCUGAGUUUCUAGUUUGAUGAAAUCUACAUGGACAAAGAAAAUGAGGAGAAUGCAAAAACUAUAUUUUUGCAAUGCAUUGUAAUUAGUAAAAAAAUCACUAAAACUUGGUUAUCAUAAAGAACCUGUGAUUGCUUUGUAAUUUGCCAAGUAUGCAAAUUAGUUUGCUAUUUUUAACUUUAGAUUGUGAUGAGAGGUAAUAAGUUUUGUUUGAUGAACCAUGGAUGCAGGAGACUACAAUUUUGGAAAUAAAAAUAAGAGAUGUUUUAGGGAAUUGUGGGUAAUAUGAAUGUUAAAGAAUAGUUUAUAAUGUUAAUUGUUUGUAUCUUUGUAGAUAAAAAGUUUAGCUGAAUACAUGGUUUAAACACUACUAUGGGCGAACAUGGCAAAUCAGUGACACUAAAUUUAACCAUCUCUUACUGUCAGGAACUUAUUAUUAUUAUUUGUUUUAAUUUAUUUAAUAAACUGAUCACAUCAUGUGUACUCAAUCAUCUUGAUGUUAUGCGAGAUUAUAUCCGUAAGUAUUUGUAUUUAGGUCCGUUUUUCAAAGACUAAGUACUAUUUUAAAAACAAAUUUCAUGAACCUGACAAAAAUAUCUCUAGUCACUUGUUCACCAUAGGUAAAUGUUGUGAAAUAAAAUAACAGGCCAGAUCCAUAUUUUCAAAGCUAUCUUAGCACUACAAAAUUGUCAAACCAUCGUAAGCUAUGACAUCACUAUGAAGUGUGCUGUAGUGAACUAGCCUACGAUAGUUUUAUAAUUCUGUAGGCCUAAGAUAGCUUCGAAAAUAUGGGCCCAGAUAAUUACAAAAUGGAACAGUUGUUAACAUGCUUUUAAAAAUAAAAAGUUUUAUGAGUAUUUAAUAAUUGCAUCAUUGUGCAGUCACUGACAUUGUUUUUAAAAUUAAAAUAUUUUAAAGGUGAAUGGUUCAACGUUUGUAUUAAUAUAUAUAUUUUUUAUCAUUUCCCAAGCUGUUGCUACUUCCACCAAUUAUGUAAUUAAUUUUUUACCACCACAAUAUAUGGAACAAAUUGUCACAUUGUAUAGAAUUGCACAUUGUAUAAUAUCAUCAUUAUUAGACAUAACGGUAGAAUUUAGUGUACAGUGUAAUUAUAUGAGCAUGAAUGAAUUUUAGAUUUUUAUUGUGGCUGUUUUUGUCGUUUUAGAUAGCACAUUUAUAUUCUAUUUUUAUGUGAUGAAGAGUCUCAGAACUUCAAUUAGGGUAUUCAUUGUUAUUAAUACAUUCAUUGUAGUUAUGUAAAUAAGUUAUGCAAAUAUUUUAUCAUAAGCAUUUACAUUUUUAUGCAAUAUGUAAAAAAACAAAAAACAAUGAAUGUAAAAUGUAUUACCAGAAGCUGAAUUGUUACUGUUUUUCUUUUUACUAAAACAUCAUCAUGAACAUUUUAAUUCCGUUGCAGUUUUAUGUUCAGUUAUAAAAAUGUAAACAUUUUACAUUGUUUUUUAGUUUCUGCAGUCACUGUUAAUCAUUUUUAACUGUCAUCAAAUUAUAUUCGUCAGCAUUCAACAAAAUUCUAUUUUAGGUGUUGAAAUAUACAUCAAGUAAAAUAGCACUGCAUUAUGUUAAAGUUGUAUUGUAUUAAUGCUGGUUUAGUUUUCACAAGUUUCUGUUGUUAUCAUGUGUACAUUAUUUUCAGAAAUGUCAUCUCAUACAACUGUUGACUAUCAUGACAUCAUAAUGAUAAGCAUUCGGCUUUAGGCAACUGUUUACAAUUUUAGCAGAACACUGAAUAAUUUAUAAACACUUGACUAUUUGUUUUUACCUGAAGUAAAAACGUUUGCAAUGAAAUACUUAUUAAUUAGUACAAUUACUCUCGGUACUUUCCCUCAAAAUACUAAGAUUGAUGAAUUAAAUAUUUAUUAUUUAUUAUUUAUUCUGGUAUGUGGAAUUUAACUCUGAAUUUAAAAUCAUUAAUAGAAGUUUUUAACUUAUAAUUAUAGUUUGUAAUUAAGUCUUUUGAACCUAUUUUGUUCAACGUUUUACAAAAAUAUAUUAGAUUUUAUGCAUUUAAACAUACUUUAAGGUUGUGCCUUGACUUUGUUGGGUGGUACCUACCAACAAAUUUGCAUUCGUGAGAUAUUGUACAUCGAAAAUCACUUGUUUUACUGUGCACGUUUAGAAUGAUACAUUUUUAGGGAAAAGAGGAUAAAUUUUGUUUCUAUGCAUAUAUUAAUGGACUAUAUCACACCAGUGGGUAGAAUGUUUUAGCAGUAAAUGUUUUAUAAUUUCAGAUUUAUUAUUUUAUUCAUCAUAUUCUGAUGGAAAGCAAUAAGGGAACAUACGAGGAAUAAUAGCAAAUAUUGGGUGCAAACAAAACUUUCAUCCAUAGUGGCAAGAAGCUAACCAUGUUACGGACAUUCCACCCCAUGUUAGUGACAGUCAGUCACACAUUAUAUAUUAGUCCCCUGCUGGUCCAACAGGAGGGGACUAGAGGUUUCAUCUCCAUCCUUCUGUUUGUCUGUCUAUCCAUCUGUCCAGAAGUUUACCAGAUGUUUUUCAAAAUGCUUUGAGAUAUUGAUCUAAAACUUUGUGUAUAGCUUUAUCAUGUACCAUUACAGAUCAAGUUUGAUUUUUGUGGCAAUUUACCUAUUUUUCACAGAGUUAUGCCCCUUGAGUUUAGGAGAUACAAAAAAUUGUUCAGCCUGGUAAGGGACAUUAAUUGAUUUAGCAGUACUCUGAGAAUGCUCGUCUUAUACAGACUACUACUUUAGUAAAAAUAAAUUGCCAUGUGUUCCCUCAUUUCUUCCCAUCAGUAUAUAAUGUAAUGUUAGUGAAAGUGUUCACAUAAAUACUUGUUAAUUUACAUAUA
This is a messenger RNA of Gigantopelta aegis, 8569 nucleotides long. Its product is annotated as membrane-associated guanylate kinase, WW and PDZ domain-containing protein 1-like. The record is from RefSeq and is a predicted model, not a curated record. Gene Ontology annotation, cellular component: cytoplasm. Gene Ontology annotation, biological process: signal transduction. Gene Ontology annotation, molecular function: protein binding. Bases 321 to 4802 code for a protein of 1493 amino acids. NCBI's taxonomy places the organism in Eukaryota, Metazoa, Mollusca, Gastropoda, Neomphalida, Peltospiridae. The transcript has 22 exons.